CAGCAGGAGACUCCUAGGCGGAUCCGCAUUCAAGUCGCCAAACCCGCGUGACUGUCACAUUCGUUUUGGUGCCGCCCAGAGGAUCAGCUCCACCUCCGGGCAGCGCCGUAAAUUCUACUGUCAAUCAGCGGAUCCUGAGCGGACCCAUGUCGGAUCCGUGGACGUGCACGCGCCUUUACUGUAACAGUUGUAUCAAUUUGCGGGUCCCAAACGGACCUGCCGCGGAGGUAAGGUUUUAAUCGUGGAUGCGGCGCGGAGCCACGGGCGGGUCCGCGAUCCGCCUUCUUUGUAGAUCCAUCACUGCGCGCAAGUGGACGCCGAUACGGGUCCGUUCGCGGAUACAUUCCAGAAGCCGCGAUACCUCCGCGGCCGAUCUGCCACGGAAUACUUUUGCUGUGUGGGUAAUUUUACAGAGAGAAAAGUCAUGAAACACAUCUGUGGUUGAAUAUUAUGUCAGAAUUAAAUAAACGAGAAAGAAGGGAUUCUUUAAUGAAUUCAUCCCAUGAACAUACACAACACAGCGCAGAGUAGCAGUGGCGGUGCUAAAGACACGCGGAGAGAGAGAGAGGGCUACAUAAAUGUUACAUUAAUACUCUGAGUGUGACACAUAUCAACACCAGCAGUGAAGAGCAAUAAAUAAAACACAAAAACAAAAGGCCUUAAAGGUAUCUAUUAUCAAUAUAUGUGAUCUUGUGUUCUUUUUGAUCAAAUGUUUUCUAGCAUUAUACUUGAGGGACUGUCGAUGCUAUUACAUUUUGUUAAUAUUUAACCUGAAUAAAUCCUGAAAUGGACCUGUUUGAACUCCUCCACAUGAUCAUAAACUUUAUCCUCUUACAAUACCUACCAGGAAGAGACUGACUCAUUUCACCUUCCUGUCAAACUGACUUGCGUCUCGACAAAAGCAAUAAAGAAUCAGUGGAGAAUUUUUGAGACAUUUGUUUCUAAACAGACAGCAGAUCUUUGUGAAUCUCGUGGAUAUUUAUUUUUGAAAUCGUCGUUCAGGAAGUGAAAGUAAAGUUUAGAUUGCAGGAGCUCAAACUAUGAAAAUGGCUUCAGCAGCUGAAGAUGAUUAUAUUUGUCCUGUAUGUCAUGAAAUCUUCAAGGCUCCUGUUCUUCUAUCAUGUAGUCACAGUUUCUGUAAAGAGUGUCUUCAACAGUUCUGGAGAAUCAAGAAAACUCAGAAGUGUCCUGUCUGCAGGAAAAGAUCCUUAAAAAGCAAACCUCCAGUCAAUCUGGCAUUAAAAAACUUGUGUGAGUCGUUCCUGAAGGAGAGAAAUGAGAGGAAUUCAUCAGGAUCUGAGGAGAUCUGCAGUUUACACAGUGAGAAACUCAAACUCUUCUGUCUGGAGGACAAACAGCCUGUGUGUUUAGAAUGCUUUACUUCACAACAACACGUCAAUCACACAGUCAGACCCAUCAGUGAAGUUGUUCCAUCAUAUAAGGAGGAGCUCAAUACAACACUGAAGUCCUUACAAGAGAAACUUCAACACAAUGAAGAAAUGAAAGGAGAGUUUGAGAAAACAGUUCAACACAUCAAGUCUCAAGCUGAGCACACAGAGCGUCAGAUUAAACAGCAGUUUGAGAAGCUUCAUCAGUUUCUCAGAGAUGAAGAAGAAGCUACAAUCACUGCACUGAGGGAGGAAGAGGAGCAGAAGAAGCAGAUGAUGAAGGAGAAGCUGGAGGAGAUGAACAGACACAUCUCAGCUCUUUCACACACAAUCAAAGACAUGGAGGAGAUGAUGAAAGCCAAUGACGUCUGCUUUCUGAAGGAGUUUCCAGUCUCAAUGGAAAGAGUCCAGAGCUCACAGCCGGAUCCACAGAUGGCUUCUGGAGCUUUGAUUCAUGUGCCACGUUACUUGGGCAACCUGCCGUUCAGAGCCUGGAAGAAGAUGCAGGACAUCAUCCAAAACACUCCUGUCAUUCUGGAUCCAAACACUGCUGAUCCACGUCUCGUCCUGUCUGAUGAUCUGACCAGUGUGAGAUUCAGUGGGAAAAAUCAUCCUCUUCCUCAUAAUCCAGAGAGAUUUACCUGCCAUUACGGUGUUCUGGGUUCAGAGGGGUUUAACUCAGGAACACACUGCUGGGAUGUGGAGGUUAAACAGAAUACAGACUGGGAACUUGGAGUAACUACAGCAACAACCCAGAGGAAGGGAGAGGAUUUCUCUGACACUGUCUGGAGUGUGUCAAACAAUGCGUUUUCACCGUCUGGUUUAUUUGUUAAUCAGAAGCUUGAUCAUGUGAGAGUGAAUCUGGACUAUGAUGGAGGAACGGUGUCAUUCUCUGAUCCUGUAACUAACACACAUCUACACACAUUCACAACCACCUUCACUCACACACUCUUUCCAUACUUCUGGUGUCAUGAUGGAUCUCUGAGGAUCUUAGCGGUCAAUAGUCAGUAAUCGUUACUCCUGUAGAUCUGGAUCUUCCUUUUCCACAUGUUUCCAAUAUUUAAUCCAGAUCACAUGAGUAAGAGUGCUGUUGAUCUGAAUAUCAGUACGGUGGCUGUGAUUGGGCCGUGAUGAUCACAUGACUGAUAUCAGCACUACAGCAACACUCACACUCUCAUAUUGCUUUAAUACAACAGAUCAAUACAUAAGAAGUUUUCAUUUAUGUUCCACUUCACACAAUUAGACCAAUUAGAGACUAUUUUAUCAUUCAUGUUUUCAGACUAAUUGACAUUUACCUGAUGAUUACCGUCAAGUGUGUGUGUUUGUUCAUUUCUGAACUUUUCACAUCAUAAUUAUAUAUAAUAAUAUCAUAAUGUUUUUCUUGUAUUACAUCAAAUCACUGAAGCAGUAAAUUCAGCAUUUUCAUUAUGAGACUAAAUGAAUAAUAAUUUCAGUUCUAGAGGUGAAAUGAUCAUUUGUAAAUUGAAGUAAAUGGAUGUAAAAGGUUCUUGCUGAUCCACAACAAUGUUGAAUAAAUUAUAAAUACUUAAUAUAGAAAUACUGGAUUCAGCUGUUCAUAAAUCUGAUUCUCAGAACAAAUGACUCACUAAAAUCUCUGACAAAGAUUGACUAAUAUUGAUAAUCCCUUGAACUAUGUUUUUUCUUUAAAUAAAUAUUAUGUAAUUUCA
This is a messenger RNA of Ctenopharyngodon idella (grass carp), 3076 nucleotides long. Its product is annotated as E3 ubiquitin-protein ligase TRIM35-like. The transcript is spliced from 6 exons. The coding region runs from base 1041 to 2399 and encodes 452 amino acids. Gene Ontology annotation, molecular function: protein binding; zinc ion binding. The record is from RefSeq and is a predicted model, not a curated record. Lineage: Eukaryota; Metazoa; Chordata; Actinopteri; Cypriniformes; Xenocyprididae.